GUUGCCUGGAGCGGACAUUAGAUAAGCAGAGUGACGUCCAGAAGGUGGGAGCUGUUCCCGAGCGUGGCCAACGGGCUGCAGCACUGACUCCACUGCGAGCCUGUCAAACACAAACCAACACAAGCCAUCAUGGCGGACUGGGACGCUGAGAACUUUGAGCCGGACGAGCCGAUUAAAAAGGCGGCAGCGAUGGAUAAAUGGGAAGGCGAGGACGAAGAGGAGGAUGUUAAGGACAACUGGGAUGAUGAAGAAGAUGAAGAAAAAAAAGCAGCUGCAGCAAAAUCAGAGACAAAGGUUUCUGAAAAGAAAAAGUUAAUUGAGAAGAUCAAAGAGAAAGAAAACAGGCUAAAGAAAAAACAACAGGAGCAGAAGGAAAAAGAGUUGCAGGCUGACCAAGAAGAGCUCACUCCUGAGGAACAACAAGCAGAGAAGUUAAGAGUGAAGAAACUACAGGAAGAUGCCGACUUGGAGCUAGCAAAAGAUGCUUUUGGUGUGAGCAGCACUUCAAACAGUGUCACUGGGAUUGAUGCCAUGUGUCCAUCUUCCAAAGAAGACUUCACAGAGUUUGAAAAAUUGCUGAAAGAAAAGAUAACUCAAUUUGAAAGAUCUGUGCAUUAUUCAAGUUUCUUGGAUUCAUUGUUUCGGGAACUCUGUAUUUCAUUGGAAGUAGAUGACUUGAAGAAAGUCAGUAAUUCUCUCUCAGUCCUACUUAGUGAAAAACAGAAACAAGAAAAACAAAACAAAGGAAAGAAGAAGAAGAAAGGCGUUGUUCCUGGAGGCGGUUUGAAAGCACAGUUGAGAGACGACCUUGACUAUGCAGAGUUUGAUGGUGGCUACGCCCAAGACUAUGAGGACUUCAUGUGACACUGGCUCCAUCACUAUUGCCCUUUCCCCCUCUCAACCCUCAGAAAUGCAGCUGUACCUUCUCAUGCUGUCCAGUGCCAUCCUGGAAAAUCUGAACUAUGUGUUGCCCCCUUCAUUUUGCUUCAAUGACCAGAGGGACUAUACCAGGGAGCAUCCAGUUUCACCAACUCUUUAUGUUCAUACAUAUGGAAUUGCCUUUUCUCUGUCUCAUUCAGCCUCUACUCACACUCUUGACACACACACACAAUCAUGUAAUAUCGGUUGGGUGACCCAGCUUCAAUGGAGAAUACAUUGUAACUGCUGUUGUCUGUGUUUUGCAGGGCUCGUUUUUAUUAAAUGUUGCUCCUGUCAAAAUGGCAGAUACAGUAUUGCAGUUACAAGUGUAGUGACAUAGGAACACAAGGUUCUAUGCAAAUUCUUUAACCAGAAUGUCAUGUGUAUAUAUUAUAGGUCUCACUUACCUGUGGAUGGUUCUCUAACAGGGAAGUAUAUAGUAUCUAUAACUUUGGUUGCCAAAUUCAGAACAAUUAUUCAGUACAUUAUUCAUCUUUAUCUCUGGAAAGGUUGCAUUGUGGGUGAAUUUGAGACUGACGCAACAUGUAAGUAGUAGUUGUAAUUUUACAGAGAGCACAUGACAUUCACUGUAAGGUAAAAGGGAUAGAAAAGUAUAAUAAAUGUGACUUUAAAACCUCACAGCCAUUCUCGAUACAUCUCUGGAAUAGCCUUGAAAAUAUGGAGCAAAGAGUGCUUUUAGGUAUUUUUUGUGCAUGACAAAAAGUAAUUUACUAAUUUGAUUUCUACUAAUGCAGAAAAAGUAUGGAUCAGGCAAGUGGAUUAACUUGCUAAGACUGGUCUAAUCAUUGCUUCUGCAGGCUUGUAUCAAGUGUGAUGAGGAGCGGGGGCUUAUGGGCUUCACCCCACCAUGUCUUCAUAUGGGCUACAGUUAGUUGAAAGGGGCAUAUUUCUCCUUUUUCUUUUCUAGCAAUUGACCAGUUUCAAUGUUACAUGGACAGUUGGAUACAUACAACGUGGAAGAUACAGCAUCUGCAGUGUUUUAUAAGCAUCUAAUUUAAUAAAUCACUGGUCAAAAGUA
Messenger RNA from Larimichthys crocea (large yellow croaker), 1957 nucleotides. RefSeq names its product eukaryotic translation initiation factor 3, subunit Jb (gene eif3jb). NCBI's taxonomy places the organism in Eukaryota, Metazoa, Chordata, Actinopteri, Sciaenidae. Gene Ontology annotation, cellular component: eukaryotic translation initiation factor 3 complex; cytoplasm. Gene Ontology annotation, molecular function: translation initiation factor activity. The transcript has 8 exons. The record is from RefSeq and is a predicted model, not a curated record. The coding region runs from base 130 to 864 and encodes 244 amino acids.